Pseudogymnoascus verrucosus is the source of this 527-nucleotide messenger RNA. It is a transcript of the gene RSM19, whose product is annotated as mitochondrial ribosomal small subunit component. Bases 120 to 401 code for a protein of 93 amino acids. Gene Ontology annotation, cellular component: cytosolic small ribosomal subunit; ribosome. NCBI's taxonomy places the organism in Eukaryota, Fungi, Ascomycota, Leotiomycetes, Thelebolales, Thelebolaceae. The transcript is spliced from 4 exons. Gene Ontology annotation, molecular function: RNA binding; structural constituent of ribosome. The record is from RefSeq and is a predicted model, not a curated record. Gene Ontology annotation, biological process: ribosomal small subunit assembly; translation.
CCUCCGAACACUAGCGCAGAUAAUCCCUGUCAACCUUUCCACCCCUUCCGAAAUUUAUCGCGAGACAGCUCCUUUGCGACGACGACAUCCAACUCACGAGUCAAUCACCACUCGCAACCAUGCUCCCGACACGAGUUCUACUGGCGCGGUCAGUCUGGAAAGGACCACACAUCGUCCCGCUUCCAAUCGUGCGCUAUGGACAGGGAGAGAAGGUCGUCCCCAUCAGGACGCAGCAGCGCUCGGCGACGAUCCUGCCGAACUUCGUGGGGCUGAAGUUCCAGGUGCAUAAUGGAAAGGUGUACCACGAUGUCACGAUCACGGAGGAUAUGGUGGGACAUAAGCUGGGCGAAUUCAGCACGACGAGGAAGCGGUUUACGUAUAAGCAGAGUAAGAAUAAAUAGAUGGUGUAUACAUGGGAAUUUUGAUGGCGUUUGGGUGGUCGCUGUAUGAUAGCGUUUUGUACGAUAUGGUACACUAGGAGCUUGUAAGAAGAGAAAAGAAUACACAGAAUAGAAUCUACAACCAAG